UAGUCCCGAUGGUGUUUUUGUUCGCAAGAGACGCGGGCGGAGGGCCCCGAUACCCCCCGAUCAAGUACAUUGGAGAGAUGUUCUUUUUCCCAUCGACCUGAAGCGAAAGGAGAAUUUCCGUGCUUCACUGCUCCCUCCCACCUCAGAUAGUGAAAUGACAGAGGAGCAGAUUGAGCGGGAGUCUGAGAAGGCCGGCGAGGCAGCGUUGGAUGGGAGGCAACAAUUGGCUGGACCUGGUACUACGAUCACUGUGGGCCGAUUGGGUCGAGUAUCAUAGACAUUCGGAAACCGGACGACUUCGAGUUGUUCUGUAGGCAUAUCUUGGCGAUGACGUAUGCGAGCCCUCAGGAAGUCGGUUUCUGCCCUCACUUUGACACUUUCAAUUGGCCCGUCCCUCAUGACCGGCAACGAAUAACCGUUGAAGGCCAUGUCAUUUCAUUCGAUCCCUCUAAGCCCAUAUACGUCACGCGAGGUCUCACUGGGAGAUGCACAUCCGUUUUUACUGCAAGCACCCGAGACGAUGUCACUGGUCGAGACCGAACGUGCGUGCUGAAACUAUCGUAUCAGCCUUCUCGCCGUAUCAUAUCAGAAAUUGACCACUACCGAUUGUUGGCGGAAAAGGGAAUCGAAGGUGUACCUGAGAUCCUGUGCGCCCAAAAGCUGAGCAGCCUUGGGGAUGGACCUCGAGGAGCACUUAUGAAAUGUUUACCUCAUUACGUGUUUGGUCCCAUACGCUAUCUGGAGGCCAUUGUCAUGGCCGACAAGUACAAGCCUAUCACAUCGAUCGAUAUAAACAAGGACACCAAGCUGUUCUUUCGGAUCUUCCUUUCCAUUGUUGAAACACAUCACCGGGCAUACGUGGAGGCAGGGAUCCUCCAUCGUGACAUCCACACAAACAACCUCAUGUGGGGGAUAGAAGACGGGCGACCCGUCGGGGUGCUGAUAGAUUGGGAUUUUGCCAGCGGCCCAGUUUCUCAUCCUCCCGAAGAUCCUCAGCAGAGUGCUUUCACGCUUAACGUUGCAUUCCUCGCAGUCGAUCUACUUCAAAAGGAAUGCUCAUCUCGCUUCUAUCGACACGAUCUUGAAUCCUUCUUUUGGGUCCUUUGGUCAAUCAUCAUUUCAAAAGUGGGAAUUGUCGACCUCGACAAGUUCGCGAUGGUGUCACGAUGGGAGCAGGGUAAUGUAGGUCAUCGCAAGUUCUCAAAAUUCGCUUUCCUGGAUAGAGGGCAACAUGAUGUGCUUGAGACGCUGCAGAUGAGUAAACAAACCAGUCUGUCGCAUGCAGGCGUGACAGAGUGCCUCUCCGCACUGGGUGAUAUGAUAUCCAGAGGUCAAAAUGUGUUGGAGAGGAGGACUCAGAAAACGAAUGUUGAAACGGCAGACGGCCAUAUUGUAUACACAAACUUUGUGGCUGCACUCAAGCGUGCGGUAGAAUAGCAGCUGUUAUGCAGACCCGGUCCUUAGAAUUGUCAUACACCUUUCGUAGGUGACAUGGUGAUCUAAAGUCUCCUCGUCAAAUGGGGGUAGUUGCGAAUUCACGAAUCGCCGUCGACGUCUUUGAUUCUUUGCUGAAUAGCCAUCGCGAAAGAUCAACCGGAGAGGUUGGAUCCA
Molecule: messenger RNA, 1611 nt
Organism: Cantharellus anzutake
Lineage: Eukaryota; Fungi; Basidiomycota; Agaricomycetes; Cantharellales; Hydnaceae
Exons: 3
Coding region: 328-1437 (369 amino acids)
Source: RefSeq, a predicted model, not a curated record